Molecule: messenger RNA, 1787 nt
Organism: Caenorhabditis sp. 36 PRJEB53466
Lineage: Eukaryota; Metazoa; Nematoda; Chromadorea; Rhabditida; Rhabditidae
Source: the annotation of a GenBank genome assembly
AUGAUCGGAAUCGUCUAUCUGUGCUUGUCGGCCUCACAAAUCCCAAUGUACUUUUUGGUGAUGACGGUGAGUGAGAUCCGUCCAAGUUCCGCAUACAACGCAUUGUUUCAGGCAGUUCAUGUGAAACAUCGUCAAGAGCCGAACAUGACGUACACGUUGAUCAAUCUCAUUCACUUUUCUCAAAUUGUCCAAACAAUUUGUCACUUUCUCACCUCGUUUCUUCUCAUUUUUCCAGCAUUGCAAAGAUUUCCAUUCUGCAUUGGAGUAAGUUUUGGGAUGAAUUCAGAAAAAAGCUCAAAGGAACUUGACUUUUCAGGUGAUCGGAGCGACGGUGGGUCUUUUUUUCAGCGCAGAACUGCCCGUAACGGCUCUGCUGGCCGUGUGUCGAGUUCUGCUCUUCACCGGAGUCAUUAAGACGAAAAAGACGCCUUUGGGUGUGAAAGUAAGCGCUACUUUCGGUAUCAGGUACAUUUAAAAAGUAUCCGUAUUCAGCUCUUCCUGCUCUCACUCUUCUCCGUCCUUACACUCAUCUUCGUCUACUCUUCCGCGCAUAGCCUCGUCUAUUUUUCCCCUCCCGCCUUCGAUUAUAACACCUCUGAUCCAUUCUCGCCAAUUUUACAACUUUUCGACUAUUACAUUUCGAUUCUUUCCCUAAUCAUCGCGUACAUUUCCUAUCUUGCUAUUGUCUACCUGAUCUACAUGGUAAGUUCGAUUCGUUUUGCUAUUGCUAUUCUUCUGCUUUUGUUUUCCAGUACAAGAAGGAUUCGGUGAGCCUGAAGAGCAAGCGAGAGGAGCUGUCGAUCCUGGUACAGUACACGAUAACAGUCGGCUACGAGGCGGGCUCUUUGAUAUUCUGGCACGAAGCGAGCCUUGACAUGAAGAACUACAAAGUUCGAGCGGCGAUCAACGUCUCUUGGAUCAUGGGCGGUUAUAUGUAUCCUAUCCUCAUUUUUAUCUGCAACAAGUGAGUCCUAGUCCUAGUCAUGUCGUGCACGGAACCCCAGCCUUCCAAUAAAAAAUUCCCUUGGCGCAAUUCAGGUGCGCUAAACAAGGCGCGUAACGCGUAAUUCCGGAGCGUCGUUGUAGAGUUUCUCAUUUCAAUUUUCCCUUUUUUUGCAUUAUUCCCAUCUUUUCAGAACCAAUCAGUGUCAAAACUUAUGGUAAUGAUUAGAAAUGAAUAAAAAAUGAAAUGUUUACUGCUUCGUCAUCAAUUUCGAAACGUUUUAUGUGAAAAUUACAGAAUUUUUUCCUUUUGGAAUCGAAAAUUUGCCUCAAUUAUCUCAAUUCUGUAUAUUUUUCGACGGUUGAGCGCUUAAAAGAUGCGCAAUAAACUCUAUGUUGACUGGACGGUUCGAAUGCCAGUGUCCGAACUCGAUUCGGUAAAUAAUCAUUAAAACUCCGUUUUUUCAGUAGUUUUCGACAAAAUCCCUCAAUUUGGUCAAUUCUGAACGAAUCUGCUCCGUUUCUCGCUUUAAUUGAUGCGUUUAACCCAGACAAUCGCCCUACGGUUCGCAAAGAACAAAAUUUGAGUGUUUAUUAAGAGAAAAACGAAAGAAUUCCGGUUUUCAAUUGAAAAAAGAAACUCCGAGUCGACGGUGGAUGCAAGCGCGCCCCAUUGACAACUCGCUUGCGCAUUGGAAUGCUGGGGGUCCGUGUCGUGUAUUGACAAGAAGUUCAAAUGAUCGCAGUUCAGAACGAUUCGUGAGGAGAGUUUGCGGAUAUUGGGCCUACGCGGCUCUUCUCUUGUUAGUGUUCGUCCCUCCAGCCGGGCUCGUCGCAUUUCUUGA